Erpetoichthys calabaricus (reedfish) is the source of this 2561-nucleotide messenger RNA. RefSeq names its product ICOS ligand-like. The transcript has 6 exons. Gene Ontology annotation, biological process: cellular response to lipopolysaccharide; negative regulation of T cell proliferation; immune response. The record is from RefSeq and is a predicted model, not a curated record. The coding region runs from base 289 to 1266 and encodes 325 amino acids. Gene Ontology annotation, cellular component: external side of plasma membrane. NCBI's taxonomy places the organism in Eukaryota, Metazoa, Chordata, Cladistia, Polypteriformes, Polypteridae.
CCGUCGGGGAUUCCGGCAGAGUUCGAGUGGGCGUGAAGCGAGAAACGCGACCGCGCAAAAGUUUUUCUUACUGGGAAGGCAGAAACUUCAGUCACGAAUUCGAAACAAGAGUUGUAACGCGUAAAGAAAGAAUCUCCAGAGCGACAGAUGAAGCCGCCAGUGAAGUGACUUUGCGUUAUAGGCGGGCGUUGCCGUUCAACGUCCUUCUGCUUUAGCCUUCCAGAUCGAAGCGCCACUUCCCUAACUGCCGUGUGCCCGUGGAUUUGGAGGACCCACCGACAACAAAUCAUGAUGGCUGUUCGGCUAGCAAACCACGGCGCGGCUCUCUUUGGCAACCUUUUCUUUGUGAUUCUUUACCUGCUGGUUCAUCAAGGCCGUUCAUCUUCUCCUACGAAGAUCCACACCAUCAUUGGGAAAAUCGGAGAGCUGGCAGUCCUGCCUUGCGUGGAUGAUGGAGAUCAUCUGAACCUAAGGGACAUGCGCAUCUACUGGCAGAUAAACUACGAUAUCACGGUGCACAUGUACAACAGGGGCGUGGAUGACAUAAACUACCAAAACGAGACGUACAAGGGCCGCACCAUGCUGUUUGUAGACCAGCUCGAGAAGGGCAACUACUCUCUUCAGAUAACUAACAUCACGCUGGCGGACAGCGCGGAGUACAUGUGCAUCGCGGGCAAAGAGCAUUUGGAGCUCUCCAAAGUGACGCUCCGGCCUGUUGCAAGUUUCAUUGAUCCCGUGAUUUCGGUUGAUGAACUGUGGGUCAAUAACCAGGCCUCCAGGAAUGCAAGCUGCAAGUCUCACAGUGGCUACCCAAAACCAAACGUGUAUUGGAAUGUGAGGAAUGGGAGCACAGUGGAGCAUCCAGAGGCAACUGGCACGGUGAUCACACAAGACCCCGACACCAGACUGUACAACGUCACCAGUUACAUCACUUUGAAUGACACCGAUGAGAGCAUCAGCUGCACCGUCGAAAAUCCCCUUCUUGGAGAAAACCUGACGUCCCCCGAGUGGAGUUUGCGCCCCUCUGGUCCACAGCCAGGCCCCUUCCUCAAGGUGCUGGUGGCCUCCCUUUUUGGGGCAGUUGUCCUACUGACAAUUCUGGGAUUGGUGGUGAAGUGCAAGUGCCUUCCCAAGAAAGAAUGCCGGAGGGACCCCCCAGCGGAGCUGCUGUUGGACCACAUGACAUGUCCUCAGGAGAACGGCACUGGAGGUCACCCCCAAACCCAGGAGACUGUCGUCAUGUUAAACAAAGAGAUGGAGACAUAAGCGCGAGGGUCCCGCCGCCUGCAGGUGGCGCUGCUCUCAUGCACAAUGAAUUACUGCGAGGAGCCCCGCGCGUGGCCGCGGACUGAAGCCGGCAGUUUUCGAAGCGCGCCGUCCUCGUUUGGAUCCACACCUGAAAGCCCAGGUGGGCCUGAUCAGCUCACGCACCGUCCUUUUGCUGUCUGCUCCUCCGUUCUUUUCUCGCUUGUGAAAGCCUGCAUUGCUGUUGGAGGACAGGAGAAGACCAACACUGGGCAAUUCCUAACAGACUCGUUAUUUAACCAUCCGCUCUGACGUUCCUCUGAGCUCACUGUUACAGCUCUGGACUUCCUUCAGACUUAACUUCACCCUGCAUUUUGGAAUUCACUCGGCUUUCAGUGAAGAACAAUUUAUUUGAUUAAUGCUUGGCGAGCGAGGUCUCACAUUUCACCAGCAGAUGGCGCUGCUGCAGCAGCCUUUCGGGUGGAGUGACGCAGCCGGCGGACACGACUUGCGCUUCCCCCUCAUGUUGAACUUUUCAUUUAAGGAAACAAAAAUAUUGGGAUCAGGAAAAACUGACUUGGCGAUGGCAGUUAGUGACUCUGAGCUGUUGGGAUGCAUUGGGAGAGGAGCUUUUUGGGGGGGUUUGGGCAGGGUGGGUGUAUUGGAGGGUUUUCAAGACUAAAAGAGAUGCAAUUAACGGAGGACCCCCUUCGGCCAGCCCAGCACAAGUCAAAGUUAACAAGGGGACACGAACACAAGUAUUAAAAUUUGCUGCAAAAUUGUCAUUGAUGUUAAAUUAUUUGCACUUUAACUUAUUCAGUAUGCAAUUUUUUAUUGUUAUCAUUGUUUGAGGGUGGGGGGCGUGAAUCGUGUCCUGCGUUGGCUUAAAGAACAUCUAUGGACAUCUACCUCAGAAACUUGUGGACAUCAGCUCAGGAAUGGACCUGCCAUCGGGGACACAAGCAGAACACAGCCUGCUGAAAAGGACAUUUCGUAAAAUGUAAAAGAGAACAUUGGACUCUGUGCGUGUGUGUGUGUGUGAGAGAACAUAAUAGAUGGAUGUGUGUGAAAAAAAUUACACUGUAAUGAAAAGACACGACCUAAUAUGAGUCGCCGUCAUUUGUGCUAAAAAGUGCUCCGAUACUCUUUUAUAGCGUCUUUUUAUACUGAUAGCGUCAUUCAUGUGUGUCUAUAAUAAAGAGUGCUUUGCUCAUUAAUCUGUCUUUGAUAUCGCGUCUUUUUAUUAAUGUAUUCUAUAGUGCCUUUCAUGGGUAUGAUAUCCUGCAUUUUUCAUCUAUUUGUUGAAUCUAUGUAUA